AUGGGACGAAAAGAAUUUAUUCAAGAUGUUAAAACACUUAAGGAUCACUUUCGUGGAUUAAAUCCAAAAACUGCUGCACUUGUGAAAGACUUUGAUUUUCGGGAUCCGGAAUUAAGUUUCAAAUUUACGUACAAAACCGGAAAAUCUUUCACAGUACAAAUAUUCGUUAAUGCGGCGCAAUGCUUAACAAAUGUUAAUGUCAAUAACAAAUCCGUAAGCGAAAUUGUUGCUACAAUAGUUCCAAAACUUUGUGAUCUUUUCAAGCUUGCUCUUCCAAGGGAACUUUCAAUGAGCUAUUUAAGCAAAUUUUCACGUUCUUUUGUAAGCUCUUCAACAAUCCCAACUAAUAUUCAUAAGAGUCCAGAAUCGAAUGUCCAAAAACCUAUUGUUUUAUUGACUAGAGAUUUGAACGAAGUGAACCACUUUCACUAUAAUGCCGAACUUCUUUGUGCUGAUGAAAUUGGAUUUAAAGUAGUAGUUUCUUUGCCAGUAAAACGCCUUGGACUAUCUCUAGAAGCCUAUGAAGCAUGGAAUCUUGACCAAGAUCGAUACUUAGUAUGCAUAAUGCAAUUUUCUCCCCAAUAUAUUGAUUUAGAAGCGUGUCGAAAUUAUACAAAAGAAGCGGAUUUCAAGACGAUAAAAGAUGAAUUGAAAAGAUUAUAUCCAAUUCAGUUUACGGUGUUGACAUCAUCCCAACCAAAAGGAUUGCCAAGUCAGUCACACCAUAAAGAUGAUUCUUUAGAGAGUGAUCAUUUUGUACUUUCUUGGACCUUGACAGAACUCUUACGUGACAAAUUUAUGGAUAUGUUAUGCGAUCGAUUGUGGUUUGGUAUCGGAUGGUCAGGAGCGGAAUAUGCGGAUUAUAGAAGAAGCAAAGAAUUAGAAUCGAAUUUUCUCAGUUAUAGAAAUGAACUACUCCCAAAUGAGAUUAAUGAAUGUUUAACACAAGAUGAAAUUCAUCAUAGAGUGUUAUGUUAUCUUGAAUCAGAGGAAGUGGAAUCUAAUACAGCCUCAAAAAAUCAAAAUUUUCUUUUAUUAAUUUUACGUUUUCUUCGUCGAAGAAUUUUAUUAUCAACAAAAUAUUGUCUAACGUGUCAUUUUUCUCAUACUGAGUCAGUGUCAUCUAUUAGACCUUUUGUAUGUGGAACACCAUUAUGUCAACAUCAAGCACUUGUAGGUUUAGGCAAUCUCUUCGAAGCAGUAUUAGUUAGUAGUCCAGUUGUAGUAGAUUUAUUGAUAUCAUUAUGUCAUGUUGCAAUUAAUGCACAAAUUCUUAAUCCAUGUCCUUCUCGAGCUAUUGGAGUUACUACAACCACUAAACUUGAAAUUCAAAAUUCACUAGAAGUAAAUUGGGAAGGUAACCAAGGAACAAUUGGUCAACCAUUUGAAAAAGGUUAUAAAGUUUGUGGAUGGAGAAAAUUUGAUCAUCAAGCUAUGGUUAAUGAUUUAUUAGAAGUUUUUAACCCAGAGACAGGAAAAACAUUUACAGUUAAUCGUAGUAGUUCGACAUCAACAGUUCGAGUUUUAGAUGUUUCGCCAACUUAUUUAGUCAUUGAUUUUCAGAUUUCAGUACCGGCAUCAGCAGUUAAAAGCCGAAAUGUAUAUUUACCAUUUCGAUUAUAUCGUAGAAGUGAAAAAAAUUUUUUAAGUCACGAUGGGACACCAAAUUAUAAACUUUUGUAUAAUAUUAUUGAUAAAUUACCAUCAGUAAAUAAUAUGGUUCAAUAUGCUAAAAAGAAAAUUCUUAAACAAGAACUUGAUAAGUUGGAUAUUUUAUGUUUUCCAUUAUUAUCAUGGAUAAUUUCAUCGAAUAGAACACAUUUACGAUUAUUGGAAUCAGAGGAAGAGAAAGUUCAAUUUAAUGAAACUAACAAUUCAAAUUUUGGAACUUGGAAACAAUUUAUUAUGAUAAUGACAAAGGGUGAAUUAUUUGCUUUUCAUGGAUCUCCACUGCAGAAUUGGCAUUCAAUUAUUCGGACAUCAUUGAACUGGAAGAAAAUUGUACAUGGAAGAGCAUAUGGAGACGGAGUUUAUCAUUCUCUUCAGGCUGCAACAUCCGCAUCAUAUGCUGGGGGAGGUUAUCAUCGAUACGAAAUUGGUACAUGGAAAAAUUCAAUGUUGAUGGUUCAAAAAUGUAUGGCUUUGUGUGAAAUAGUGAAUAGACCAAAUGAAUUCAAAAGCACAAGUCCCCAUUUGGUAGUUUCAGAUGAGAAUUGGAUUACUACUCGAUUUUUAUUUGUAGAAUGUUUAAGAGAUCCAUCAGAAACAAAUGAUGAAAAUAAUGAAAAUAGUGAAGAUGAUUGGUCAUCUAAUAAUAUUUCAAAUAUUCCACCACAAAUGCCAAUUAAUUAUAUUCGUAAUUUGAAUCAUAUCAAUUAUGCUGCUUUUCCACAUCCAGUUAUUACAAAUUCCAUUACUCAACGUAGUAAUAGAAGAGAUAAUAAUAAUUUUAUAAUGUUAGAUAGUCUAUAUUGUCCAGUUUGGUUAAAUGGUCAACCAUUACAAAUUCCAAAACGGGAUUAUUCUAUAAUUAAUAAUGAAAUUCCUGAUGGAAGUUCAAUUGGAAUAUGUCAAUUUGUUUAUGUUCCAUCAGAUGAAAUUGAAAUAGUAAAAGAUUCAGUUGGAUCUAUAGAUUUUAAUAAUAAUGGAUCGAUGUUAUAUGAUAUUAACGAGGAUACUUUAGAUGAUGAAGACGAAACGGAAGAUACAGACGAUGAAAAUGACUAUUUUGAAGAUGAAAAUUUUCAAUUUACUGAAGCAGAAAAAAAAAAUGAAGUGAUAGAUCUAACAUUGGAUGAAGAUUUUGAUCCUACAUUAUUGCCAUUGCCUGACACUUGCCUAUUUUGGUAUAUGUUUAGCCUUAAAUGGUCACAGGCUGCAACCCAACGAAUUUAUAGUGAAUUUAAAACGAUAUAUAAUAAACAGCAGUCAGGAAUUCAUGAUGAUCUUGGUUUUUAUGUGGAUACUGAAAAAAUGACUUCUCUUUAUCAAUGGGUGGUGCAAUUGACAGAUUUUGAUCCAAGUUUACCAUUAGCUGAAGAUAUGGAGAGAUAUAAGGUAAAAUCUAUCGAUUUAGAAGUAAGAUUUGCACCUGACUUUCCGUUUGUACCACCACCAAGACUUUUAAAAUUCAUGGAUGGUGGUGGGGGACAUGUCACUAGUGGUGGUUCAAUCUGCAUGGAUCUUUUAACCCUUGGAAAUGCUGCUGAAGCUAGAGCUGGAUGGUCAUCGGCAUACACAAUCGAGGCUGUCUUAUUACAGGUUAAAAUGGCUUUGAGUUCACGGGAUCCAAGACCAGCUAGAUUAGAUCGCAAUUGGAAUAGUGAAUAUAGUGCUAAUGAAGCUAUUGACGCAUAUAUAAGAGUAGCGAAUAGUCACGGUUGGACCAUUCCCAAUCAAUGGGCAUCUUUGUUUGGUCGUUAG
Molecule: messenger RNA, 3423 nt
Organism: Diversispora eburnea
Lineage: Eukaryota; Fungi; Glomeromycota; Glomeromycetes; Diversisporales; Diversisporaceae
Source: the annotation of a GenBank genome assembly